AAAGAGUCUGCUCUUAAAGUCAUUAACAAGAAUCUUAAUCACUAUGAAGAACUUAUACAAACAGCAUCACAACAGAAUGCUAGCAUCGUCGUCUUCCCCGAGUAUGGAAUUACUGGCUUUGGUCAGAGUCGGAAAACUGCUAAAGUCUUUGGAGAGGUGGUGCCAAAUCCAUACAUUACAGUUAUCAUUCCAUGUAAUGACCUAACAAACAGCACUAUUCUCAGAAAAUUAAGUUGUUUUGCAAAGCAGUAUAAUAUAGUAGUUGUAGCUAAUAUGAUUACUAUUGAAGCAUGUUUGCCUAAUGACUCCCAUUGUCCAAGAGAUGGGCAUUAUGUGUACAACACUGAUGUGGCGUUCGAAAGAAAUGGUCAGCUAGUUGCUCACUAUAACAAAAUAAAUGUUUAUGCUGAUGAGAAGCAGAUAUUCGAUACGCCU
Molecule: messenger RNA, 435 nt
Organism: Anneissia japonica
Lineage: Eukaryota; Metazoa; Echinodermata; Crinoidea; Comatulida; Comatulidae
Product: vascular non-inflammatory molecule 3-like
Exons: 2
Source: RefSeq, a predicted model, not a curated record